UUUUCCUUGCAUUAUUUAAAGUAUAUCGCAUAUCUAAAAUUUAUUUAAAACAAAUGGAUCGGAUUACAGUAUUCUGCAAUGACAAACAACACAUCCAUUUCUCAAAAUCCACUUUGUGUGAAUGUAGCGAGAGAAUAAAAAUGAUGUUACGUCCUUAUACAAAUACAACAUCUGUCUCUCUUUACUUACCAUACUCGUCGGAUGUUUUGAAACAAAUUAAAGAAAAUCUGCGGAAAGGACGAAAAACCAUAAAAUCAAUGCAGAAUGCAACGGACAUAUUUUGCAUAAGCAAACGAUUAGGCCUACGUAAUUUAAAUAAAGAAUGUCGAGAUUUCAUGACCGAUCCAUCAAGAGUUAAGAAUGUGUGUUAUGUACAUGACUUAGCAUGUCAACAGAACGAUGAGAGAUUAGAAUAUUUAUGCUGGAAUAUAUUUAAUUCGAAAUGGAAAGAAAUUUUCUCAUCGAACGAAUGGCUGAACUGUGAAGCAACAACUAUGGAUAGACUCGUUCGUAGGCCAAUAAAUUCAUUUAUUGACGAAACAGACAUCUUUACAGUAGUUUUAAAAUGGGCCAAGAAAAGAGUUAAUAAUGAAAAAUCUCUAAGGCAAGUCAUGAAACCAUUCCUUCCGUACAUACGAUUUCUGACAAUGCCAGAAUGGUUUCUGGAAUCUCAAGUAUUCGUUGAACCGAUCUCAACGGACGUAGAGAGAGAUGCAAUAAGAUGCUACUUGCAAAAUAAGGAUUUCGACGAGACAUGGUUUAUUCCAGAGAGUAUUUGUGACAUUACAUGCCCUAGAAAACACGAAUUACUCUCGUCCUGGUUCUCUUAUGUGAAUCGAAGUGCAUACUUUAUUAAGAAAGUAAGGAAAAUGAACACAAAUAUUCGAUUUAUAUGCGACAUCGUUGCUAAGGAAGAUUGUUUUAUCACCAAAUUGCGUCUUCCUAUAACACAUUGCAGGGAAGAAGGUAUAACUGUAAUCUUGAAUUUUUCUGCUAACUUGAAGUUACGGACGAAAUAUCGUUCCAGAACAGCGUGUAAUACGAACGGAUGUAUUUUAUUGAGUCAUAUGCUACGGGUUCUAAAGUUUACACUUUAUCGAUUGGUUGUUAAAAUUGAUACACAGGUCAUUGCAGAAAAUGACAUAAGAAUCAGUCCGUCGGCAAAUUACUACAGUCCAUUCGAAGGAAUUCAAAGUUUUAAAUAUUUGCAAUCUGGAUUGAAAUUGCAAGAUGAAUUGGAGUACAUCUGUUUGGAUGUCGUACCCUACUUUUAAAAACUGAUACACAAAUUAAUUUUAGUCGUUAUUAAAUAAUGUUAAUCUCGUAAUAUUUAAAAAUUUAUGCGUUUUAAUUUCGAUUAAUUAAAUUUAACUUUUAC
Centruroides sculpturatus (bark scorpion) is the source of this 1378-nucleotide messenger RNA. RefSeq lists its product as uncharacterized. Bases 54 to 1274 code for a protein of 406 amino acids. NCBI's taxonomy places the organism in Eukaryota, Metazoa, Arthropoda, Arachnida, Scorpiones, Buthidae. The transcript has 2 exons. The record is from RefSeq and is a predicted model, not a curated record.